Messenger RNA from Trypanosoma grayi, 834 nucleotides. RefSeq lists its product as hypothetical. Gene Ontology annotation, biological process: tetrahydrobiopterin biosynthetic process. The record is from RefSeq and is a predicted model, not a curated record. Gene Ontology annotation, molecular function: 4-alpha-hydroxytetrahydrobiopterin dehydratase activity. The transcript has a single exon. Lineage: Eukaryota; Euglenozoa; Kinetoplastea; Trypanosomatida; Trypanosomatidae. Bases 1 to 834 code for a protein of 277 amino acids.
AUGGCACGUGCUCGUUUUGUGCGCACCAGCCUUGUUGCCACGCACCUCUCUGUGGGGGCACUUGGUCCACGCCCCGGUGCCCCUGCCGGUACGGACGGUGGUUGCUUCGCGCAGGCGCUGCUGUUACCAUGCCGGUGGAAGGGGGACUACGGCUUCAAUGUGUUCCACAACUCCAAUCCGCAGCACGGCGGCUCGUACGCCCGUCACGAGCGGCGGAUGCGGGACGAAGAGGUGGAGGACUUUCUGAGGAGUGUGAAGGGCUGGGUGGCGGUGGAUGACUGUGUUGCAGGCAGUCGUACUGCGGUUCGCUGCGCCACAUCAUCGAAGGUCGGUGGCUGCAAUAGUGGCGAUAUGCCCCGUGGCGGGGAUGCAGAGGAAGGCCCGGCGCCGCUGACCAUUUUCACUGGGGAGGAGGCCAUAAAGCGCGAGUUUGUGUUUCAGACUUUUCGUGACGCUUACCUUUUCAUGGGUCGGUUUUGGGCCUUCUGCUACGGCAGUGACAAGUACCCGCACGUGACGUGGGAGGGGACGCGGGUGACAGUGUACCUUUACUCCCCAUCAUUCCGUGGCCUCAGCAAGCGUGAGGCCCGCCUUGCCGCCUUUUUGAACGACCAGUACAACAUGUUCAAGAAGAGCAAACGACAGCAGCAGCAGAUCGUGAACGGGGUNGUGAAACAGGCACGAGUGGAGGAGAUGGUGGGGGACCGUGUGGCGGGGGUGUUGCAGCGCCGCGAGGCGGAGCGGCGGCGGCCUCUCGCCGAGAAGGCUGGGAGUCCAACCGCAACAUGGGCGGACCUGAUUCCGGAUAGCUCUGCCGGGGGCAAUCUGCCGUGA